Eutrema salsugineum is the source of this 981-nucleotide messenger RNA. Its product is annotated as transmembrane protein 205. The coding region runs from base 153 to 794 and encodes 213 amino acids. The record is from RefSeq and is a predicted model, not a curated record. Lineage: Eukaryota; Viridiplantae; Streptophyta; Magnoliopsida; Brassicales; Brassicaceae. The transcript is spliced from 3 exons.
CGGUGUACUUUUAAAUGCUGGGGGUACUUUUGUAAACGGAGAUGGCUACCUACUCAAAGUCGACGUGAACAAAACGUGUGCGCGUCUUGUGUCUGUCUUUGAAGACUCUCAGCGAUAAUUUUCGAGAAGAGUAAUCGGAAAAACCAUCGGCGAUGGGUUGGCUGACGAGAUUUCUAGCAGCGGUGGCGUUUUUAGCCGCCGGAAUUAUAUUCUCACCGGAGACAUUCGGAUCGCUGUCGAAAGGCGAGAAUUCGGCGAAGCUUUUGAUCUUCCUGAAGCUAUCUCAUCUACUCAGCUUCGCUACAGCUUGGGGCGCGGCUCUCUGGGCUACCUUCAUCGGCGGAAUCAUCAUGUUCAAGAAUUUACCGAGGCAUCAGUUUGGUAAUCUUCAGAGCAAGAUGUUUCCAGCGUAUUUCACUCUGGUUGGUUCUUGCUGCGCAAUUUCACUGUCUGCUUUUGGGUAUUUACAUCCAUGGAAGUCAUCUUCUGCUGUGGAGAAGUAUCAGCUAGGGUUUCUUCUAUCGGCUUUUGCUUUCAAUCUCACCAAUUUGCUUGUGUUCACUCCCAUGACCAUCGAUAUGAUGAAGCAAAGGCACAAAGUAGAGAGAGAAAACAACAUUGGAGAUGAGGUUGGGUGGUCUAAGAACAGAGAAAAGGCAAAGACUAUCCCCAAGUUAGCUGCAAUGAACAAGAAGUUUGGAAUGAUUCACGGCUUAUCAUCGCUAGCUAACAUCUUUUCAUUUGGAAGCCUCGCUAUGCAUUCCUGGUAUCUUGCAGGGAAGAUGGAUCUCUAAGUUUCUCUCUUUUACUCAUCUCUCUCUCCCCGUAGAUUCUUGUCACAAAGCUUUUAUGCCCCUUUAAUGAAUAAAUCUCUCGCAUUUUAUUUGCCAACUAUAUCAGUACGAGAAGACUCCCUACGUAUUUCACUGAAAUCUUGAAAUCUUGAAAGAAUCUUGAAUAAAUCUCUCGCUUUUUUUGGUG